AUGGACUCAUUCACCUACACAAACCUACAAAGCAAAAACUCCUUCCGCCUCAUCCUCCUCCAGCCCGGCCAACCCAACGACACCCUCCAAUGUCUCAUCCAAACCCACGACGCAACCACCUCCCCCCCCUACGAAGCACUCAGCUACGUCUGGGGAGAAUCCUCCCAAACACACCCCCUAACAUGCCACGGCAAGAAACUCCUCAUAACUUCAACUCUCGACUCAGCCCUCCGCCGUCUACGCCUUCCCAACGCCCCCCGAUCCCUCUGGGUAGACCAACUUUGCAUCAACCAAACUGACCUCGACGAACGCACGCAACAAGUCCAACUUAUGCGAACCAUCUACUCGCAAGCGGAAAAAGUCCUCAUCUGGCUAGGAAACGACCCCGACAACAGAUCCCCCGGCGCUAAAACCCUCAUCAACCGCAUCAACGCCGUCUGGAACGACCACAUCGGCUCCCUGCGCUUCCCGUCCAACGACCAACUCACCCAGCGCGGGCUGCCAACCCACGAUGAUCCAUGUUGGAAGGACCUUGAAGCGAUGCUCAACCUCCCCUACUUCCAGCGGAUAUGGAUCGUCCAAGAGUGCCGACUCGCCUCCAACCUCACUCUCCUCUGGGGCACGCAGCACAUCCCCUGGAUGCACUUCUACCACACGUACAACUGGAUCGCUAGCAACAGCGGCUCAUACCAAGCCCCUGGUGUAUCUCUAAACAUUCACUCCGAGAUACUAUUCUCGUCGUCAAACUGCGAUGAUCCCGACUUCAGCGACGACCAUGACUGGCUCCACAUACUUAAAGCGACGAGGAUGCAUGGCGCAACUGAUCCACGGGACAAAGUGUACGGUCUCCUAGGUUUAUUCGGCGAGAAAGCCGCGUCCAUAAUCCCAGAUUAUCGCAAGCCUCCUAUACAAGUAUUCGCUGAUUUCGCAACCCGCAUGAUAUCGCAGAUGGAUUCCCUCAAACUGCUCUCCUUUGCACAACUCGCCAAAGAUGAUGUAUUUCCAUUAUGGGCACCACGAUGGGAGUGGGAUCUCCACGGCGACAUGACUUACAAGCCCUUCGAGCACUAUGACUUCCAUGCGUCCAAGAAUCUACACCCCGUUACGAAGCCCUCACUCCGCUGGGACAUCCUCCCGCUAAAGGGCAUCCUCAUCGACGAAAUCGAAUGUACUACCGUCCCCCUAACCGACGGGAUAGUCAACCAGAGCACAGAAAACCUCAUCACCCAAGCAUGGAACCUUCUCGACGCCCAAAAAUCAGUAAUACAAUCCAAGCACACAACACCACAUAGCCUCAUCACCACACUUGUAUGGACCCUCACGGCAGGACAGGCCAUGUAUCCCCAUAUCCUGAUGUACAAGCCCGCUGAAAAGACGCACCUGCUCGACUUUGCGGCCCAUCUGGCGAACCACCUCCUCGACAAGAUGGACCAGGAUGACGAGACACUCAAACAGGGUGGAUGUUUACGCAAAAUUCUCGAACUGGCACUCCUUGCAAGAAAAGCAUACCACGAAGAUACGACGCCAGACCCCAUUCCCGAAUCAUCACGGAAAUGGAUCCACGAAACAAUGACGUGGGCGCACGACGAGCAAACCGCCGAGUUAGCCAUGUCCACAUUCGACAAGGUCGGUAUAGAUGAGGAGGCACACCACCGCUAUCAAACCAUGUUAUGGUGCGUUGUGCCCUGGCGGAGAAUAUUCACCACGAAACAAGGCUACGUGGGGUUAGGAGCACAUGGGAUACAGCCCGGUGAUAAGAUAUGCGUCUUGUUCGGCGGUGCGACGCCGUAUGUGGUUCGGCCGGAUGGGGAUGAGUAUCUGUUCAAGGGGGAGUGUUAUGUGCGCGGGUUGAUGGAUGGGGAGGCGAUAUCUGCGUGGGAGGGGGGAGAAUUGGAGGAGCAGUGGUUUUACUUGCGGUAG
This is a messenger RNA of Pochonia chlamydosporia 170, 1920 nucleotides long. Its product is annotated as heterokaryon incompatibility protein. Bases 1 to 1920 code for a protein of 639 amino acids. Lineage: Eukaryota; Fungi; Ascomycota; Sordariomycetes; Hypocreales; Clavicipitaceae. The record is from RefSeq and is a predicted model, not a curated record. The transcript has a single exon.